AUGGUACCGGACAUGAGGGCACGAGUGAGGAGGUUUGUUAGGGGUCUUGAUCCCUAUUUGUAUGAUGGGGCUAAUAUUGCGACACAUAAUGGGGGGAUGACUAUCUCCAAGAUGGUUGCUUUCGUAGAAGGGAAUGAGACAAGGAUGAAGGAGGAAGAAGCCUUACAAAAAAAUAAAGACAAGGAGUUCAACAAGAGGGCCAAGUCUACCGGACAGUUCAUAGGUAAUGAAAAUAGAAAGUUCUUUAAGAACAGGUCAGCCGGACUUACUCCGUCCACGACAAGUGCUCCAGUUUCCAUGUUCAGGAAAGAUAACCGUCAACAGAAUUUUAGGUGGUCAGGCUCCCAGUCUCAGGCCAGUGUGACUCAGAGUAACUUCACCAAUCUGAUUUGUGCUAAGUGUGGGAAGAGGCAUCCGGGGGAGUGCCACUCUGGAUCAAAUAUUUGCUAUGGAAGUGUAUCAUCAAGAUGGCAUCAGUGUUUAUUCCUAGUGAUUUGUUCAUUGAUACAAGUAAAAGCUGAGGUUUUGCAACCAACCGUUGAGAAAACGCUUGUUAAAGACGCCGUCUCAAAAGGAGCUGUUUGUUUAGACGGAAGUCCAGCAGCAUAUCAUUAUGACAAAGGGUUUGGAGAUGGAGUCAAUAAUUGGGUAGUUUUUCUUGAGGGGGGAGGAUGGUGUGGAAGUGUAGAAGAUUGUGGACUCCGUUUUGGCAACUUCAUGGGUUCCUCUAACCAUAUGAAUAACACCCGUGUUUUUAGCGGCUUGCUAGAUUACAACAAGACCAAUAAUCCAGACUUCUACAAUUGGCACAGAAUUAUGAUCAAAUAUUGCGAUGGAUCUUCAUUCACAGGAGACGUUGAAUCAGUCGAUAAAGCUACCAAUCAACAUUAUAGAGGUGCAAGGAUUUUUCAAACAAUUAUGGAGGAGCUACUAGCAAAAGGAAUGAAGAAUGCAAAAAAUGCUAUUCUUUCAGGCAAUUCAGCUGGUGGAUUGGCUGCUAUGAUCCAUUGUGAUCGUUUUCGAUCUCUAUUACCUAGCACGCCUAGAGUGAAAUGCCUCUCGGAUGGUGGCUAUUUUUUACUUGACAAUGGUGGCAAGAGAGGGAAAGUAUUGGAAUCAACCUUUGCUGCAGUGGUUAACUUGCAUAAUUCAGCAAAGAUGUUGCCUUCAUCAUGUACUUCAAGAAUGGAUCCAACAUUGUGUUUUUUCCCACAAAAUUUACAACAAUAUAUCAAGACACCACUUUUCAUAAUCAAUUCUGCUUAUGAUUCAUACCAGAUAAUAUUUACCGUUAUACCCUCCGCACAAAGAGAUGACUUUAAGGAAAAUUGUAUGCCAGAUUUCAAGAAUUGCUCUUCCGAUCAGCAAAAGAUGUUACGAGAUUUUGGGGCAGAAUUUGUAAGUGCAUUACCAAACUCAUACAACCCUUCACAAAGAGGAAUGUUCGUCAACUCUUGCUUCAUACAUCUACAAAUUUCCUACAGUACCAGCUGGACUAGUCCUUUACUCAUGGUGAACAAUAAGACAGUUGCAAAGGCAUUUGGUGACUGGUUCUUUGAACGAGAUCUCUACCGAGAGCCGAUCAAACUACAAGAUUUGCCACAAAUAUGUCGUCCACCCCCUCAACCGGCUCAAGCUCAAGGUGAAGACCCCCCAAAACGACUCUGA
Molecule: messenger RNA, 1668 nt
Organism: Lycium barbarum (goji berry)
Lineage: Eukaryota; Viridiplantae; Streptophyta; Magnoliopsida; Solanales; Solanaceae
Product: pectin acetylesterase 8-like
Exons: 13
Coding region: 1-1668 (555 amino acids)
Biological process (GO): cell wall organization
Cellular component (GO): plant-type cell wall
Molecular function (GO): pectin acetylesterase activity
Source: RefSeq, a predicted model, not a curated record